UGUUUCUGGAUAUGGUCAUAGUAAUUGUUGUUUUCCUCAUGCCAUAAACAAGGGUUUGUAACCAGGUAUUUCAAGAAGGAACUUGUUCCUGUUCCUUAAACUGGGAUUGAUACUGACUUAUAUACAUAUAUAUAUGUGUGUGUGUAUUUAGAUUACCACAUUAGAAGAAUAAAUUGAGUUGAAUAGCCAUGUUUUUCUUGUACGAAUUCUUCAUUGAUGCAGGUGUAGAGAGCAAACCUUGUACAAAUUGUGUAGCCUAUACUUGUUUUUUCUGGUCCUAAUGUCCUUUUAGGAAACAUAAAGGUAUUUUUCCAAACUUGUUUAUCAUUUUGUUCUUAUGCCAAUGGCCUUUUUUGAGAAUAUACUGUGGUGUUUCCUUGGAAACCUAUGCAUAAACUUUCCCUCCAUUGGGAUGGGAAUUUUGUAUUUUGUACAAGUAGAGAUUUUGGAAGCUAGUUCUAGGCUUUAGAGGAAGAUGUCUGCGGCCUAUAUAGCUGACCGAGAAAUUUUAAGGUUUUGAUAUUUAUGUUUUAUGAUUGUAAUGCAAUGAAAUUGGCUUAAAUGAUGUUGUUGUAUACAGCCUCAUUUUUCUUUUUUAAAUGUAGUAUUCUGAGUAAUUUAUUGUUGAACAAGUCAGCUCUUUGGACUACUUGUCAGAUUUUAAUGUAUUGUUUCCUUCUCCACUGUAUUAAGGAUGUCAUUGAGAAAACAGUCUUAGAUGGUUAAAAUUUGGCGUGUUAAAUGCACUUACAUGAAAAGGAAAACUUUAUCAAAAUUAAGUUUCUGGCUUUUGAGAUCUGUUUUAGUAUUUUUAGUGUGAGCAACCAAAAAAUAAGCAUGAGAGAGUAAUGACCAUCUGGAUGUCUCACUUGAAACUCUAGUAUACUAUUCAUACUUGUUCUGAUAUUUAUUAUUUAAUUUCAGUGAAUGAUAUUUCAAGUGAGGAUAAAGGGAUGCAUCGUAAUUAUUAGAGAAAGAUAUUUGAGAACACAAAGGGCAAGGUUAAUAGAUUAUGUGAAUGUUAGUUGGCAAUUGGAAAUGUAUUUGUGGUGAAAUGUGGCUCGAGGAGUGUUCUUUUAUAUUGAAAAUCACAAAGAGCAAGUUUAAUAGGCUUGUUGAAUGUUGAUUUUUGAUUGUAGUGUUCCUUUAUAUUGAAAACACAAAGGACAAGGUUGAUAGGAUGUGUUCCUUUAUCUUGUGAUUUGUAUUUGUUGAUUCAACUUGCACAGAUUUUGUGAUCUUAUCGUUAAUAUUAAGGUGAGUGAAGGUGCAAAGCCCAAUCAUUUGCCCUACAUGAGAAGUGAUCUGGGAACGGUUGCAGAUAUACCCAUUGUCUGGUAAAUACUCAUGGACAGAUUGGCUUGUUAAUAAUUAUAUUUGUUUUAUGUGGUUGUUUGUUGUCAUUGUUAUUUUCGGACAUAACAAAAUCCAUUCUCCCGAUGCUGAUUAAUGUUCCGAUUCAAGCUGUAUUCCCUGGAGGGACUUGAGUUGGGAAAGUUGCUCUGAAAGGGAGGUAUGCGCUUUUAAUUUCAUAAUUUUACUGUUGAGUUUUUAUGUCUUUUACUAUAUUUUAUGACCUUAUGUAUGAAGUUUGCUUACUGGUUUAUUUUGAAAUAAGAUGUCAAAACCCAGGUAAACAUUCUUGUAUGAACUUAUUUACGUUCUAUAUUGUGAAAGCCAUAUGGCGAUCAAUUCCUUCAUUAAGUCUUUUAAGGUCUGGAUAUAACAAUUGUAAUGUAGUAAUCCGGUAAGUUCAAGAGUUCUUUUCAUUAUCAUGAAAAUUUAUGUAAAACUAACAUCAUGAUUUGCAUGAUAGGAUUAUUGUUUGCUUAUGUACACCAUUAUCAAUGAGUCUAUACCAUACAUGUUUGUUCUUGUUGAAAUGAAGAUAAUGUGAAUAAAGCCAUGAAAACUACACAGGCAAUAGAGUUAGCAAAAUAACAACAGAAAGAACUGGAAUUGCACCUACUAAUAUGGCAGUUUGUUGAUUUAAUAAACAGGUAAAUAUCUCCCAAUGGCUCUUGGUAUUAGGAUUCAAUAAAACGGUGACACCACGUAGGAUUUUAUCCUUUUCAAAUCAUAAAUUAUCACAUCAGAAUUUUAUUUAAAAAAAUAAUAAAUUUUUUUUUAUUAUUGAAACCUGUAAAUGCUCAACUAAAAACCCUUCCUCGAAACCCUAAAUUGUUUGCGGUUUACAAUUUAGGGUUUCAGGCUUAGGGUGUAGGGUUUAGGAUUUAGAAUUUUGGGUAUAGUUUUUAUAGUAUUUGGGUAUAUGAUUUUAGUGUUUUAGGUAGGGUUUAAAAUUUUAAAAAUUUAGAAAAUUUAUACAAUUUGAAUUUAAAGUUUUUUAAAAAAAUAAUGUGGAUGAUGAUGUGAUCCACAUCAUUUAAAAACCCUAUUUAGUCUGAUGUGGUGAUUUAUAAUUGCAAGGGGAUAUAAUCUGACGUGGUGUCACCGUUUCAUACCUCUGGCUCUUUAUAGGCUUGUUGGAGAAGCGUUCUUCAAGUUUCCCAAAGGGACUUCUUCAGAUGUCAAUGGAUGGAAAACCAAGAAGAAGAAUAAGAGCAUUCUCAUCCUUUCUCUUGUUUCUCCUCUUUGUCCAAGAAGCACAACCGACAUCCUUUACCUUCUCCAACAACUGCAAUUACACAGUUUGGGCUGGGACACUCUCCGGUGCAACCUCACAGUCGUUAUCUGAAACUGGCUUCAAGCUCACCCCGGCAUUCUCCACAACCCUCUCAGCUCCACCGGGCUGGUCCGGCCGCUUCUGGGGACGAACUCUCUGCUCCACAGAUUCCACUGGCAAAUUCUCCUGCACCACCGCCGAUUGUGCAACUGGCACAAUCCCUUGCAAUGGUGCCGGCUCCGUACCUCCAGCCACCUUAGCCGAGAUCACUCUCAGUAACAAUGGUGGCCAAGACUUCUACGACAUCAGCCUCGUCGAUGGCUUCAACCUACCAAUGUCUCUAUCACCUGUGGGUGGCCGUGGGGAUUGCGAGCCAGCGAGCUGUGCCUGGGACGUGAACACCGUUUGCCCAAGUGAAAUGCAAGUCACUAGUAAGUCUAGUGGCGCCGUGAUCGCUUGCAGGAGUGCUUGCAAUGCUUUCGGAGAUGCUAAAUAUUGCUGCACUGGAGCUUAUGCAAGUCCCAGUUCUUGCAAGCCUACUAAUUAUUCCAAAUUGUUCAAGGAUGUAUGCCCUGAUGCUUAUAGCUUUGCUUUUGAUGAUCCCUCUAGUACUUUCACUUGCAUUGGUGCUACUACUUAUCUUGUUACCUUUUGCCCUUAGGGUUUGUUUGGAUUGCCUGAAAUAAGUUAUAACUUAUAUUAUUUGCGCAAAUUAGGUUUAAAAAAAAUAAAGUCUUAUUUUAUUUUA
Messenger RNA from Dioscorea cayenensis subsp. rotundata (Guinea yam), 3374 nucleotides. Its product is annotated as thaumatin-like protein 1b. The record is from RefSeq and is a predicted model, not a curated record. Gene Ontology annotation, biological process: defense response. The transcript is spliced from 2 exons. Bases 2529 to 3287 code for a protein of 252 amino acids. Gene Ontology annotation, cellular component: extracellular region. Lineage: Eukaryota; Viridiplantae; Streptophyta; Magnoliopsida; Dioscoreales; Dioscoreaceae.